Macadamia integrifolia is the source of this 6529-nucleotide messenger RNA. RefSeq names its product protein CHROMATIN REMODELING 5. The record is from RefSeq and is a predicted model, not a curated record. Gene Ontology annotation, molecular function: chromatin binding; ATP hydrolysis activity; ATP binding. The transcript is spliced from 32 exons. Gene Ontology annotation, cellular component: nucleus; chromatin. NCBI's taxonomy places the organism in Eukaryota, Viridiplantae, Streptophyta, Magnoliopsida, Proteales, Proteaceae. Gene Ontology annotation, biological process: regulation of transcription by RNA polymerase II; nucleosome organization. Bases 597 to 5864 code for a protein of 1755 amino acids.
GAAAAGGAAAAAAAAAAAAGAAGAAGGGGGAAGUGAAAAUAACCUUCUGCAAUCUAUUUUUUCUCUCUUUGAUAACCUCUCUCUCUUCCCCUCUCUGAGACCUUCUGCUCUUCUCUUUUCUUAAUUGGUAUGGUCAUCGUCGACCGGGAAAUCGAACCCUACCGUCGAUUCCGUCUUGCAUCGUUUGUUUCCUUACCUUCCGGGGCACAAUAGUCGCCAUCAUUAUACUAAUCUCUCAAAUCCUCCCCAAAACCCGUAACUGGAUACAAGAGGAGAAAAAAAAAAAAGAUUUUAUUAAAUUUUUUCUCCGUCGGCGAGUCAGUUUUCCGACGGCCGUCGCGUCUCUGUGGUGUGCACUAUUAUUAACCUGCACACACCUCUUCGAUUGCUUUUCUUCUCGUUAUUGUUUCUCUUCGAGUGAUUGUUUGGCAGAGUUUCACAUAUUGUUCCGUCAAUGAUCUUAUGGCUUGGACUCCAUGGUUAUGAUUGCAAUUUUCUAUUUUGGUCACUUGAAUGUGCCUCUGAGCAGAGACCAUCUCUUUACAGUGAGUUUGAAGUAGACUAGUAGAGCUCAGGGGAAUUCCAUGUAAAGUAAAAUGGCCUUUUUCAGAAACUACUUCAAUGGAACAGAUGCACGUGGUGUCCUGGAUGAGAAAGGCCAGGAUCACAAUGGCGAGAGAAUUAAUAGAACAGUAGGUAAUGAAGACGUUGAUGCAAGUUCAGACGAGAAGGAUGCAGAACUGAAGACGGAUGACCAGUUUCAGAGUGAGGAUGAGCCGGAUGAUACCAGUGUUCUACCAAAUGAGACAGCUGGUGAAAACAGCAGCGGGAGGCAGCCAUUGAAUCCUCAGCCUUCUGGAAGAAGAACAGGUGCAGUUGGGAAAUGGGGUUCCUCUUUUUGGAUGGACUGCCAGCCUAUGUCUCCUCAGGAAGGAUCUAUGCAUUCUGAUCAUAAAAGUGAUAUAGGAUCUGAGGGGAAUUCCUCAGAUGUUAGGGUAGAUAGAUUGGAAUCAGAAGAUUAUGAUGCACAGAAAGAAGUGGAAGAGGGUCAAAGGGGCCAGAUGGAUGUCCCUGCCGAUGAGAUGUUGUCCGAUGAUUAUUAUGAGCAGGAUGGGGAAGAACAAAGUGAUACAUUGCAUCAUAGAGAACUGAAUAGAUCAAAUGCUUCAAGUUCAAAGGUGCAAUCGAGACCUGUUUCUGUCAAAAAUAAUUUGUCAAGGAGUUCAAAGGCUGAAAAUGUUGAUGAAGAUGAUGAUGAUGACUUUGAUUAUGAAGACGAAGAUGAUGAAGAUGAGGCAGAUGAAGAUGAUCCUGAUGAUGCAGAUUUUGAGCCUGAUUAUGGGGGCACAAGCAGCCAUACAAGGAAUAAGGAUAAAGAUUGGGAUAGCUACGAUUCUGAUGAAGAAGAUGAUGAUGGAGAAGACCUUGAUAUCUCAGAUGAAGAUGAGGAUUACACGGGGAAGCCCCAACGCCGUACACGUGGUAAAGGUGGAUGUGGUUUAACGUCUACUAGAGAAUAUAAAUCAUUUUCUGCACAUAAUCGACAAAGAAAGGGGAGGAGAUAUUAUGACGAGGAAGAAUCAUCAGCAAAGGAUUCUGAAAAUGACAGUGAUUCAGAUUUCAAAGGUAGAACAAAGAGAGGGGCGCAUCUCCGUAAGAACAAAGUUGGUCGAUCCACUGCGUCUGCAAAUACUGCUUUACAAAAUAAUGAAGUACGCACUUCAAGUAGGACAGUGCGGAAGGUGUCAUAUGUUGAGAGUGAAGAAAGUGAAGAAGUUGAUGAAGGAAAGGUUAAGAAGACCCAGAAGGAGGACAUUGAGGAAGAAGAUGGAGAUUCAAUUGAGAAGGUACUAUGGCAUCAGCCAGAGGGCACAGCUGAAGAUGCUUCGAGGAAUAAUAGAUCAACACAACCUGCUCUGUUGAACCAUGCGUCAGACUCUGAGCCAGAUUGGAAUGAAAUUGAAUUCCUGAUAAAAUGGAAAGGCCAGUCGUACUUGCACUGCCAGUGGAAAACAUUAGCUGAUCUCCAAAAUCUGAGUGGUUUCAAGAAGGUUCUAAAUUACACUAAAAGAGUGAUGGAUGAAAGGAAGUACAGAAACACUAUGUCCCGUGAGGAGGUUGAGGUUCAUGAUGUGAACAAGGAGAUGGAGUUGGAUCUUAUUAAGCAGCAUAGUCAGGUAGAAAGAAUAUUUGCUGAUAGAAUUAGUAAAGGUGGCUCAGAAGAUGUAACACCAGAAUACCUUGUCAAGUGGCAAGGACUUUCUUAUGCGGAAGCAACUUGGGAAAGAGAUGUAGAUAUUACAUUUGCACAAGAUGCAAUUGAUGAGUACAAAGCUCGUGAGGCUGCGGUGACUGUCCAAGGAAAGAUUGUGGAUUCUCAGCGCAAAAAAAGCAAAGCUAGUUUGCGAAAGCUUGAUGAACAACCUGAAUGGUUGAGAGGGGGAAAGCUACGUGAUUAUCAGCUCGAGGGCUUGAAUUUUCUUGUUAACAGUUGGAGAAAUGAUACAAAUGUCAUUCUAGCUGAUGAGAUGGGGCUUGGAAAAACUGUGCAAUCUGUUUCAAUGCUUGGUUUUUUGCAGAAUGCGCAGCAAAUUCAUGGGCCAUUUCUUGUUGUUGUACCAUUGUCUACUUUGUCAAACUGGGCGAAAGAAUUUAGAAAGUGGCUUCCUAAUAUGAACGUUGUUGUAUAUAUUGGAAACCGUGCAAGUCGAGAGGUUUGUGAGCAAUAUGAAUUUUAUACAAACAAGAAAAGUGGUAGGAGUAUCAAAUUUGAUGCUCUCUUGACAACAUAUGAAGUUGUCUUGAAAGAUAAGGCUGUAUUUUCCAAAAUCAAGUGGAAUUAUCUUAUGGUUGAUGAGGCUCAUAGGCUUAAGAACAGUGAAGCUUCCCUAUACACAACGCUUUUGGAAUUUAGCACCAAGAACAAGUUGCUCAUAACUGGUACUCCAUUACAAAACAGUGUUGAAGAGCUAUGGGCCCUACUUCAUUUUCUUGAUUCUGAGAAGUUCAAGAAUAAGGAUGACUUUGUUCAGAAAUACAAGAAUUUAAGUUCUUUUAAUGAAAUCGAGCUUGCUAAUCUACACAAGGAAUUGAGGCCUCACAUUCUGAGAAGAGUGAUCAAGGAUGUAGAGAAGUCGUUGCCUCCAAAAAUUGAACGUAUUUUGAGAGUUGAAAUGUCACCCCUUCAGAAGCAGUAUUAUAAGUGGAUCUUGGAACGUAACUUUCACAACUUGAAUAAAGGAGUGCGUGGGAAUCAAGUCUCACUUUUAAACAUUGUUGUGGAGUUGAAGAAAUGCUGCAAUCAUCCUUUUCUGUUUGAAAGUGCAGACCAUGGAUAUGGUGGGAAUACCAACAGUAGUGAUAGCAAUAAACUUGAGCGAAUUAUCUUAAGCAGUGGAAAGCUAGUAAUACUUGACAAACUACUAAUGCGUCUGCGUGAAACAAAGCAUCGUGUUCUAAUAUUUUCCCAGAUGGUUAGGAUGUUGGAUAUCUUGGCAGAGUAUUUGUCACUUAGAGGGUUCCAGUUUCAAAGGCUUGAUGGCAGUACAAGGGCAGAUCUGCGUCACCAAGCUAUGGAGCACUUUAACGCUCCUGGAAGUGAUGAUUUUUGUUUUCUUCUGUCAACUCGUGCUGGUGGGCUGGGCAUCAAUCUUGCGACAGCAGACACAGUUAUAAUAUUUGAUUCAGAUUGGAAUCCCCAAAAUGAUUUACAGGCAAUGAGUAGGGCUCAUCGAAUUGGGCAACAAGAAGUUGUCAACACUUACCGAUUUGUCACAAACAAAAGUGUCGAGGAAGAUAUCCUGGAGCGUGCGAAGAAAAAGAUGGUACUUGAUCACUUGGUAAUUCAGAAACUAAAUGCAGAGGGUAGAUUGGAGAAGAAAGAAACGAAGAAGGGGGCAUCUAUGUUUGACAAGAACGAGCUAUCUGCAAUCCUGAGGUUUGGGGCAGAGGAACUCUUUAAGGAAGACAAAAAUGAUGAAGAAAGUAAGAAGAGACUUUUAAAUAUGGAUAUCGAUGAGAUACUUGAGAGAGCAGAGAAGGUUGAAGAUAAGGGACCUGAAGGAGAGCAAGAAAAUGAACUCUUGAGUGCUUUUAAGGUUGCCAAUUUCUGUGGUGCUGAGGAUGAUGCAACAUUCUGGAGCCGUUGGAUUCAACCAGAAGCAGUUUCUAAAGCGGAGGAAGCUUUAGCUCCUCGAACUGCAAGGAAUACCAAGAGCUAUGCAGAGCCUAAGCAACCUGAAAAAAGUAACAAGAGGAAAAUUCGGGGAAUCAAAACACAGGAGAGAGUCCAGAAGCGGCGAAGAGCGGAUUCUUUGGUCAAUUCCCCGCCCAUGAUUGAAGGAGCAACUGCCCAAGUAAGGGGUUGGUCUCACGGGAACGUAUCGAAGAAAGACGCUUCUCUUUUUGCUCGUGCGGUUAAGAAAUUUGGAAAUGCCAGUCAAAUUGACUUAAUAGUGGCAGAGGUUGGUGGUGUCAUUGAAGCAGCCCCUCCUGAGGCACAGGUUGAGCUUUUUGAUGCAUUGAUUGAUGGUUGUAAAGAAGCUGUUAAAGAAGGAAACCUAGAUCCCAAGGGUUCCCUGUUGGAUUUUUUUGGUGUACCUGUAAAGGCAAAUGAGUUACUGGAUCGUGUUCAAGAACUUCAACUCUUAGCAAAGCGCAUUAGACGAUACCAAGAUCCGGUUGCACAGUUCCGACUUUUGAUGCACUUUAGAGGUCCUCAAUGGUCUAAAGGCUGUGGCUGGAAUCAGGUUGAUGAUGCAAGGCUGCUUCUGGGAAUACACUCCUAUGGGUUUGGGAACUGGGAAAAGAUAAGGCUAGAUAUGAAGCUUGGUCUUACGAAGAAGAUUGCUCCAGUAGAACUUGGGAAAUUGGAAACUUUUCUGCCACGUGCACCGAAUUUGGACCAGCGUGCUUCAUUACUUCUGAAGAAGGAAUUUGCAGCUGUUGGGGGAAAGAACUCAAAGGCUAAAGCGACUCACAAGGUUGAAGCUGGGACUACUCAGAAAAUCCAAAAAACUCGCUUUAAGGAUACAAAGGGGAGAUCUAGCUCUCCUAAAGCUAAUGUCCGAAGCAGCAAAGAUGCACUUCAGAAACAACAGAGAGUUGAACCUGUAGUCAAAGAGGAGGGUGAGAUGUCUGAUACAGAACUAUAUCAGCAGUUCAAGGAAGAAAAAUGGAUGGAGUGGUGUGCAGAUGUCAUGGAGGAUGAGCUGAGGACAUUGAAGAGUCUUGAAAAAUUGCAGUACACGAGCUCGGAUCUUCCAAAGGAAAAGGUGCUUUCCAAAAUUAGGAAAUAUCUACAACUUCUUGGAACUAAGAUUGACCAAAUUGUACGGGCACACGAGGAAUCAUAUAAGCAAUCUAGCAAAAAUUGUUUUUCAGGGAUGACCAUGCGGUUAUGGAACUAUGUCUCCACCUUUUCGAAUUUGCCAGGGGAGAAACUACACCAGAUUUACUCAAAACUUAAACAGGAACAGGCUGUGGCUGGAGAGGGACCCUCCCACCUCAAUGGCGCUAGUCCAGGUCCCAUGGACAGGGAUGGUGACUCUAAUCAGUGCCCUCCAUUCACUCACAGUAAUGUGAAGUCCAGAGGGCAUGAGAAGUUUGCAGCCCGCCAGCCAUCUGUCGGAUUUAACAAAGAUCAAGGAACGGGGAAGGCAGAGGCAUGGAAACGGAGAAGAAGAGCAGAAAUGGAUGGCCAAUCCCAAGUUCCAUCGUCAUACCAGCAAACUAUGGGCAAUGGUAACCGGUCACAAGAUCCAAAUUCUUCAGGUAUUCUUGGGCGGGCCCCUACAGAUAAUAGGUACUUCGGUGAGAGACCAAAUAGGACGCGUCAGACCCGUUUUCCUCCUGGACAAGGUUAACUGUUGGAUAUCAAAUAGUCUUUCUGCAUUUUAUUGGAUGAGAACCAAAUGAGAGGUGAAGCCAAUUGGCUUUCUCCCAAGUCGGCCAUAAAUUACGGUGUCAGAAAUUUUUUUUUUCACCUCGGGAAUAAAAGUUUACAGUCCACCAGGAUUUGUGGCUAGUUUCAUGAUUGCUUUCAGUUUCCUUUGGAAUUUUGUGGUAAAUCCAUGAUCCCGUGGAUGGGACGGUCACAAAAGUUGGCCAAUGAAGGGAACUCAUAUGUGCAGGAAAUUACUAAGGAGUAGAAGGCAUGAAUUCUUUCCAUAUGUAUAUUGUUGAAGAGCAACGCCAGUUUCUCAGUCAGACAGCAAUGAAAAGGCAAAGGAUUUACUUCCCACCUUCAAAAUGAAACCAUUCAUUGAACUUGUAAUGAAUUUUGGAAUUCCAGCUUAUAAGAUGUGGUUCUUACACAAAUGACAGUUCUGAACCUGUUCAUGUUCCUCCAUGUAGACUGUCAGUUCUGUCACAUAACAUGCUGAAAUGUAAUUUUGAUCUUGUAGAUGUAAGUAAUUCUGAUAAAGUAGGUUUUGUUUUCUAAAAUUUUGUAAUCAAUCUUCUAGUAAUUUGGUUGCAUUGAAAUCUGAUGCAACCGAGCAGUUUAAGAAUGAAAUCACUGUUACUCAUA